Molecule: messenger RNA, 2750 nt
Organism: Notolabrus celidotus (New Zealand spotty)
Lineage: Eukaryota; Metazoa; Chordata; Actinopteri; Labriformes; Labridae
Molecular function (GO): ATP hydrolysis activity; ATP binding; protein binding
Source: RefSeq, a predicted model, not a curated record
ACCAUGUGACUUACUUCCGGGAUGACUGUUCCUAUGGAUACUCUAAACAAAGGAAGGCUGACCUCUUGUCUUGUACAUUGACGUUUCGUUUGUUAAGUCUUAAAAGUUUAAACGGUGUUAUACUUAAUUGGUUAUGUGAAGAGAAAUGGAAGAUAUUCUCUUUUCUCCCUGAAGACAGAGACAUGUCGCAAAGGACUUACAACCAGCUGUGGGCAGAUGCCCAGUCAGAGUUGAGCCGUCUGCUGGCUGAGGAGCUUCCUGCUGAGCCUCCUCGCCCAGAAACGGACAGGGUGGUGUUCUUCCAGCGCCUGGCCACGCUGUAUGUGCGGUACAUUCAGAUUUUCAGACAGCUGGGGAAGGUCUAUGACCAGGUUUUCCACCCUCAGAAGAGACGUUUCAUCCGGGCCUUGGUUGAUGGGGUGAUGGGCAGGAUUUUAGAGUUGAAGAAUGAAAUGGUGGAAAAGGAGUUUUCAGAGUACCACUACAUGGAUGAUGUCCUUCAUGACUUAAAGCUUUCACCUGCAGACCUUGAGAUUCCUAUCCCUCGCUAUUUCAUCAGUGAUCGCAGCAGAGAACUCAAUGAACGAAAGACGAUGCUGAUGGAAAUUCUUAAAAUGGUGCAGUCCACUGGAUGCCCUAAACCUCCAAUGACCAAGGACAUGAGUCAAGAGGAGGCCAUUAAGAUCAUUCAGAUGUUGGAGAGGGCCCAUCAAGGACGCCAGAGGGCAAAGUUGAAUGAAGAAAGCACAAAGACGAACAGGAUGUACAGAACCAAGGACCCUGGAACAGCUGAAAUAGAGUUGGCUGCAGUCUGCAUUCAAAAGGUUUGGAGGGGCCACAUACAGAGAGUGAGGGCAAAGAUUGCCCGGGAGGAAGAAAUGAUUUUUCUGGGAAUGGCCAUGGAUCCAAAAUACCAGGUACCCUGCCCUGCAGAAAUCACAGCUGAGGCCAGUGAGGCUUGUUCCCGCAUUAAACAGGAGGAGUACGAAGAAGACUAUCUGAAGUCUCUUGCAGACAUCACAAACCAGCUCAGGGAUGUGGAGGGUCAUGACAUGAGCAAGACUAUGAAAGAGCAAAUCAGACAGUGGUUCAUUGAAUGCCGUGACGCUACAGGAUCAUUUCCAGACUACCCAGAUGAAGAGGACGGAGGCUCAGCUCUAAUCUUUUCUGAAAUGGACCCUCAGCAGUUAAGGGAAGAAAUUGCUGCAAAGGAGGAGGAGGAGGAGUCCAACAACAAACCAAAAGGAAAGGAGGAGAAGAAGGACAAGGGAAAGAAAGACAUGGGGAAACAUGAAGAAGAAGAAGAGGAAGCCGGGUUGAAGAUGCUUCCUUCAGCUUUUCUGUCAGACUUGGACAUUGAAAGCAAAACAUUUUCAGAUUUUUGGAAAAACCGCGAUGAGUCCCAGAAUUUUAGCCAGAGACAUGAGGUGGAGCUGCUCAAAGAACAAACAAGGAAAGAUAUUGAAGCAGAGAUUCGGCUGAAGGUAGACGAGCAGAUGAGACAAGAGCUGGCUGAAUGGAAACUAGCUGUUAAAGACAAGGGUGGUAAAACUAAAGGAAAUGCAAAGAAGAAGAAAGGAUCUAAGAGUGGGAAGAAAAAAAAGGAGAAAGAUUUGACGUCUGAUAGGACUCUUGAGUCUCUUUGUCAGGAGCUGGUGGAACAGGGCUUGUUGAAAAAGGCAAAUGAGGUUAGACUGCAGGAUUACUUGGGUGACUACAGCUACCUUGGGACCACCCUGAGGCAAAAUGACAUCGAGCCCAUGCCCUCUAUGUCAGAUGUCCGGCAGGUCUUAUCUCUGUAUGCAAUUUUACCGUUAGGCUCUCAGGUGUGCAUGAGAAGGCUCCCUGAUAAAGCCAUCCUACUGGCAGGGCCGGCAGGUGUGGGGAAGAAUAUGUUGAUCCAUGCCAUCUGCCAUGAGACCGUGCAACCUUUUGAUCUGUCACCGUCUGAACACAGUUGAAAAUACCCAGGCAAGAAUGGCCUCGCCAUGAUGCUCCACAGGGUGUUUAAGGAACAUAUCAUCUUCACACAGGUUGCAAGAUUGCUGCAACCUUCUGUAAUGAUUGAAGAUGCAGAGAAAAUGUUCUACAAGAAAGUUCCCAAGGAAGAAAAAGAGUUGGAUCCCAAACGCUUGAAAAAAGACUUGCCAAAAUCUCUCAAGUUAAUCAAAGAUGAUCGUGUUCUGAUAAUUGGAACAACUAAAGACCCGCUAAGUGCUGAUAUAAAGACGUUGUGUAAAAUGUACAGCAUCAUCUUGAUCCCCAGACCUGACUACGGCUCAAGAUACAUCUUGUGGAAGCAGCUGAUCCAAAACAGGGAGGUGUGAUAACAGGGCUCUGAUCUCAGCUCCCUUGCAAAGAUUUCAGAUGGCUACACGCCAGGUCACAUGGUAAAGGUGAUUCAGAGCAUUGUCACUAAGCACCGCAUCAUACGCCAGGCAAACAGACCGCUGACUGCUGCAGAGUUUGUUGCUCCCUUAGCCAAGAUUGACCCCGUGUUUCAGGAGGAAGAAGAGGCCCUUAAGAAUUGGUAUGCAAAGACCCCCCUGGGAAAGAAGAGAAUUAAAGCUGCAACGGGAAAGGAAGAAGAGAAGGUACCAGCUAAAGGCAAAGGUGCAAAGAAGAGAGGAAAAAAAUAAUUUGUCACUAUAUUUUUAUUACAUCUGAAUGGAGAUGAUUGUAUGCCAAUUGUCUUCCAAUGGCUUUCCUAAUGGACUCCCUACAAAAUAAAUGGAUGCACUUCAAGCAAA